Molecule: messenger RNA, 1946 nt
Organism: Sphaeramia orbicularis (orbiculate cardinalfish)
Lineage: Eukaryota; Metazoa; Chordata; Actinopteri; Kurtiformes; Apogonidae
Gene: timm21
Product: translocase of inner mitochondrial membrane 21
Exons: 6
Coding region: 233-994 (253 amino acids)
Biological process (GO): protein import into mitochondrial matrix
Cellular component (GO): TIM23 mitochondrial import inner membrane translocase complex
Source: RefSeq, a predicted model, not a curated record
CGUCAGCAUCAUGCGCCACAAUGACCCAAAUUGCACGUCAGUAUCAAAGUACUUUUUGACUCUGAUGUUAGCAUGUUUGUUUAAGUAAAGUAUCGUCGCUUCUAUGUUUCUGUAGCCUACAGUAAAUUAUGUAAAUUCUGUAUGUUAAAGUAAUUUUUUGUAUGCUAACAAGCUAGCUUGGUUUGUUGGCUGGCAGUGCAGGUAACAGAGUUGAAGCUAACUGAUAUUUACAAUGGCUUAUAGACAGAUACUGCAAUCCCUUCACCGCAGUUUGCAUCAGAGCGCGUCACAGUAUGCUAGGCAGACAUGCAGACUCACACAGGUUACCUUGCACAACCGCACACACAGAGCAGUUUCUACUUUAUCAAGACUGACCUUGCAGAGGAGAGACGAGGAGUCCUCUUCUGUGCUGAGCUGCUUCACUCAGGUGCCGACACGGAGGAGCAUUUCCCUUGACUUUACCGCCAGAAAUAAAAGCAGCCCUGAAGACAGAGACAGUGGGGUGAAGUCAGUCUCCAGAUUUCAAAGUGGGAGCCCCAAACCAUCAGCAACACAAAAAGUAAAAGAAGCUGGCAGAGAUUUCACUUACUUGAUUGUUAUCCUCAUUGGACUUGGAGUUACAGGUGGGCUACUGUACGUAGUGUUCCAGGAGCUGUUCUCAUCCUCAAGCCCAAACAAAAUCUAUGGGAAAGCUUUCAACAAAGUCAAAUUGCACCCAGAGGUAAUUGGUGCAUUUGGGGAGCCAAUCAAGUGUUAUGGUGAGACUACCCGUCGAGGAAGGAGGCAGCAAGUCAGUCAUCUGGAGUACCUGAAGGAUGGAUUGAAGCAUAUGAGACUGAAGUUCUACAUCGAAGGGUCAGAGCCAGGCCUCAAAGGGACUGUACAUUCAGAAUCAAAAGAGAAUCCUGAAACUGGAAAGUAUGAAUUUCGUUACAUAUUUGUGGACAUAGACACUUAUCCAAGACGGACCAUCGUUGUCGAAGACAACCGAUAAGAAAGACAAUGGAUUUACCCUCUUAGUGGUGUUAUGUCACUGAUAAAAUGUAAUUAAAGGCAAAGUAUGUUAUAUUUCUCGCUUGUGAUUGUAAAUGAACUGUUGAAACUCAGUGAACAAGGAAGCGAGAGCAGUGGUCAAGCCAGUAAUAGACUGAAUAGAAGAGUGAGCAGCACAGUGAGGGGAGAAAGAAAGAGAAAAAUGUAAUGUUUUGUCUGGAUUCUGAGGUCACAGUGGUUAUAUUCUAAAAACUCAAAUAAACAUAACCCACCUUUGCAAAACUCUAUGGGAAUGUUCCAGAGGCAACUUACAGAUAAAGCACAGGUUAUCUCAUUUCCGACAGGUAUGUUUAAGGCUACAGGCUCAAAGCUCUGUGUGUAGGUGUGCACUUUGCCCAGAGUUUUGUCUCUCAGAACUGUGCCAAAAGAUAAGAGCAUCUGUAAGUGGCGUUUCUGUUUUUAUGUUUUCCACUCCUGUAUGCUUCAUGAAGACAUUAUUGAUUUGCUGGAGACACAAACUCACUGGUUAAACAGUAUACACACUGACAGGAUCAGAAUCAGUGAUUGAGAAGGAUCAUUAUAAGAGUAAAUACUGUUUAGGGAAAAUGUUAAAUACUUGGCCUUCAUUUAGGGGAAAAAAAUUUGUCAUUGGACAAAUAGUGGAGAAAGUGUUAUCAAUUUCCAUAGUAAAUUAUGCUACAUGUGAAACAGGAAUGAUUAUUGUUGGAUUAAAAACUGACAAAAAAUAUGCUUUGCAUUUGGUAAGAGGGUUUAUUAUGCACUCGUGUAUGUUGUUUUCUACAUUAUGUAAAUUUGUGAGUAUGUUUGAUGUGAGUUUUGAUAGUUUGAGCAAAAAUGUCUAGAUCAUCAUUCUAAUUUUCAAGUGAUUUGUAUUGAAGGAAGAUACCCAGUGUUUCAUGUUUUUAUUAAAGUAAAAUAUGUUGAGACAGAUU